UUAUAUAUUUGCAUUCACCAUUGCUUCACUUGCAACAUUUUAUGCCAAUCUCCAAUCAAUCAAUCAAAUGCUUUACCUCCUGAUUUCUUUUGUCUCAUUCAUCCUUAUUUCCAAGUCCUUCACUCACAAGCCAAUACAAUCAUGGGAGGGUAAGCUAAAAUUGAGUUCUUUUUGGUUUUGGGGUGAGUUAUUAAGUUUUCUUGUGUCCUGGUUCCAGAAAAGUAGGCUUGCUAUUGAUUUGUUCCAACCCAUCAUCUGCAAAUUGAAAAAGAUGAUGACUUUUAGUUCAAGAGUAGAGAAUGUGGAGGAGAGAGACAGUCUCUCUCUCCUGGAUUUGCCUGACUUGACCUUGGAAUGCAUUCUUGAGAGGCUUUCCCCAUCUGGGUUGUGCACUAUGGGAGGAGUUUGUACUUCUUUGAGGGAGAGGUGCAGAGAUGAUCGUUUAUGGGAGAGGCACAUGAAGGAGAAAUGGGGUAGACUGAUUGGGGCUGCUGCUUAUAGAGAAUGGCAAUUACAUGUGGCCUCAAGAAGCAGAGUCAGAAAUAUCUCUGAUCAAACCAAGAAAAAAGGUCUAUUUGAGUCUCUUGUCGUGAGUAAAAUUUGGCCUUUUUCAUGGAUCAGACCAAAAUUAGCAAGUUCUGAUUGCAAAGUGAGGACUAGUUUACCGGUCGAGUCAGUCAUGUCUCUGUAUCUUUCGCUUGAAAGUGGCAAGUUCUGGUUCCCAGCUCAGGUCUAUAACCGUGAGAAUGGUAAUGUAGGCUUUAUGCUGUCUUGUUAUGAUGCACAAGUGAGCUAUGAUUCAAGGACAAACACAUUUCAAGCAAGGUAUUCACCUUAUGGGAGGAGGGCAACAGAGGAUAAUAUUCCAUGGGAUAGACUGAGAGCGGCUCCAGUUGAUACUCCCUCACAUAAGCUUCAUGUCUCUGAUUGUCUACAUGACUUGAAACCCGGUGAUCAUAUUGAAAUCCAGUGGAGAAGAAACAAAGAAUUCCCUUAUGGUUGGUGGUAUGGUGUCAUUGGUCACUUGGAGUUGUGUGAUGGGCAUGAGAAUCGCUGCCGUUGUCACUACAGUGAUACAGUAACACUGGAGUUCAGUCAGUACACUCCUGGAUCCAGAUGGAGACAAGUGACGAUAAACAGGAAAGACCAUCGAGAAGAAGGCAAUGAAGCAGAUGGCUUCUAUGGGGGGAUCCGAAAGCUUUACAAUGAGGAGGAAAUUGCAAGGUGGAAGCGCCUAUGGCCUACCCAAGUCCUUGAAUAAGCCUUCCACUCUUAUUCAUGAUUGCUCUGUAAAUAAUUGAGUCCCCCUCCCCCUUUUUUUGUUGCUCUUUAGCUGUGAAUGAAGAGCUUAGUCAUAUAGAAGUCAUUCUAAGAGGAUGAAAAUAAUACUCCAUGAUUUUGUUCCCAGAGUAGGAAUCUCUAACAGGCAUAGUUGUUGAAGCCCACAUCGGAAAAUGGAAGCCUUGCAUCAAAAAAAUUUGGGCCUCGUCACCCAAUAUUUGU
Messenger RNA from Prunus avium (sweet cherry), 1503 nucleotides. RefSeq names its product F-box protein At2g26850. Gene Ontology annotation, molecular function: protein binding. NCBI's taxonomy places the organism in Eukaryota, Viridiplantae, Streptophyta, Magnoliopsida, Rosales, Rosaceae. The record is from RefSeq and is a predicted model, not a curated record.